CUCUUCUGCUCUCUCUUUCUCUCACACACACACUCUGUAGUGCUACCUCGGUUCAUUUCUCAUUCAAAUUCAUCUUGAUCUAUAAUCCUUAAUCCAUAAUCUAUAAUCCAUAAUCCAUAAUGAGCAAGAGUCAACCCAGCAGGAGCAGAAAGAUCGGUGCCAUGUUUGCCUACACAACCCUGGCCAUCAGCCUGGCCUCCAUUGGCGUGUAUGUCUACCGCCAACAUCAAAAGAAACCCCGUCGCUCAGGCGAUCGCGACAACACCAGCAGUAACACCGGUCAGGAUCGAAAUCCAAGGGCCAGUCUGGACCGCGGCAGCGGCAGCAGCAACGGCGGCAGCAAUACCAAUGUACAAGAUGAAGGCCGAUCAACAGAGGUAAAAGCGAUAACAACAGCUGCCCAUGGCGCUGCUUCCCUCAUCGAUCGCCCUUCCGCUCCCUGCUUCUUUCUCUUUUUGCGAUGCGAUCUUGCUUUGAGAGAGCCCUUCUUCUCUUUUAUCUUCCUUGUCUUGAACAUGUGGUUAACUACGAUUGUUUGUGCCGUCGCUUCCGAUCUUGCAGGCUCAGUCAUCGUCAUUAUCAAGACUUGGAUCGAAGAUUGCCAGGACCGUCAAGAGAAAUCGUAAAGUCAUGACUAUCUCGAUUAAAAAUGUAGGUGUCUUAU
This is a messenger RNA of Gamsiella multidivaricata, 664 nucleotides long. RefSeq lists its product as uncharacterized. Lineage: Eukaryota; Fungi; Mortierellomycota; Mortierellomycetes; Mortierellales; Mortierellaceae. The transcript has a single exon. Bases 120 to 626 code for a protein of 168 amino acids. The record is from RefSeq and is a predicted model, not a curated record.